Pseudo-nitzschia multistriata is the source of this 2110-nucleotide messenger RNA. The record is from the annotation of a GenBank genome assembly. Lineage: Eukaryota; Bacillariophyta; Bacillariophyceae; Bacillariales; Bacillariaceae.
CGAUAGUGUAGAGAACAGCACGAAUGUUACCUUACCAGUAGGGUGCUAAAGAAUAAUCAUCGAAUCGGGCCAACACUUGGGAGAAUAGGAAAAGCAAAAGUGUCACUUUGGAACCACCCGUUCAGCAUUACAUAUCGAUCAGGUUUAGACGGCAACAAUCGACAAUCGCCAACGAAAGGGCAGGCACAGACACGGCCAGCGCCAACAAACACAAUCAACAAAGAUCCUAAAUGAUCGCAAUCAACCCCAUCGGAAUCGCCUUUUUGGUGCUGUAUUUGUUUGGGUCGUUAUUUAUCGUCUAUUACUGCGCUUGCUCCAGUCCAAGCGACAGUGAAACUGCGUAUUUCAUGCAAGUUACGUUACCCGAUGUCCUUUGGAAUCGCUUUACACGUGUCUUUGGGGAGGAGCAUUUUAAGAACGGACCUAGUCAGUUUCUGGUAGUUACAUAUUUCUGUGUUGUUGGUGGAUCCUGGUCAGUUGUCUUCGGGAGAUUGUACCCAUGGUUGCUGUACGACAGUCCUGGUCUACCGAACACGCACGCAGUAAUUGGAGUCUUUGUCUUCUUCGCGUGCUUCGGAGCUUGGGCUAUCGCCAACGCCAGUCGUCCCGGCAUUGUCACUGCAAGGUCCUUUCGUCGAUACGAUCACUAUCCAUACGACGACUUGUUGUUCCAGACCAAUACCAAGUGUCAAACAACGAAAUUAUUCAAAAUUCCACGAUGCAAAUACGAUCGAAUGAAAUAUGAUGGACUUAUUCCCCGAUACGACCAUUACUGUGGGUGGACAAACAACACUUACGGAGAAGAAAACUAUCGUUGGUUUCUCCUUUUCUUGCUGCAGCACGUUAUUAUGUGCUUUUACGGAACUUAUGUUGCUUGCCUUUUGUUUCAAGAAGAAAUAACAACGAAGCGGUUAAUGGACAUGACGUAUUUUGAUCGUGCGACUGGUGAAAAAGUUAACGCAUCUAAAUUUCUGAUCUUCCAGUACAUGUUUGCUCGGCGGUCCAAAGAGAUUGGUGUGACACUUGUGAUGUUUCUGAUGGGAAUUGCCUUGACCUGCUUUUUGGGUUACCACAUUUAUAUAACGUCGAUGGGACAGACAACCAACGAAAACAGUAAGUGGGGUGACGUCAAAAAAUGGUACAAAGCAAAACAAAAGAUGCAUCGAGCCGCCGUUGAAGAAGCAAAAGUAAAUCCGUUUGAGACAAGUACCAACAGCGAGCGAAGUACGGAUAUUGGAAAUGCUCACGGUGAUUCGGAAAAACAAGAGUCACAGGAAUCUUUUGAUCCGGGUCCGAUUCCAAAGAACCUGUACAAUCGUGGCUUUGUCGAGAAUUGGAAAGAAGUUUUCUUCCCUCUGUCGCUGCGAAAGGAUGCGCUGGAACGGGGUGGAUACACCAAGGCAGCAAUAUUGCAACAAAAACAACAGCAACAGGAACGCAUAUCCAAAGAGGCAGAAUGUCCUACUGGUUCUUUGUGUCUCGCCGAUGGUGCGACGAAUUCUUCUUCUCCACGUUCGGACAAACCGAAAGAUGUUUGAGCGCAAACUAUAAAGUGAAUUGAUUCGAAAGCAAAUUGUGCAAUGCCCCAGAAGAAGAUGCUAGGUUGCAUUGUACGUACAGGUGAAAUCGAGGCGCCAAACCCAUUGCUAGACGUUCUCAGAGAACUUCAAAUUCCAAAACAGACUCAUCGUCUCGGUACGACUAUUGAUAGCCCUAUAUCAAUCAAUAAAGAGUCGCAUCUUCAGCAAAACGUAGGAAUAGAUCCAUAUCAAUGGUUCGAAUGAGGUAUUGAUCUACCAUCGACAGCAUUACCAAUUGAUUUGGAAAAAUGAAUCUUGAUUUCAAUACAACCCUUCAAUCAAUCUCGUGGGCCUUUGCCAAAGGCUAGGCGGUAGAGGAGGUCAUAAUAUUACUGUUUUCAUAGAGGAUUGGGCUUCAUAAAGUACUCCUAGCAUAGUCUUUGAAAUUUUACUAUUUUUUUGUUGCGCAGAAUGUUCCUCCCUAGACAAAACGAACGAAGUGCGAAAGUUAUGUUUUACUAUGAUUUUCUUUCGAAAGAACAUCAGUUCAUCCUUCUGUAACGAAUCUGUUAUAAAUACUACACGUAAAG